UACCACAUAUUUGUCUCACAUUAUUUCACAUUGUUCCUAGUAUGUAAACCUGAAAGAUGUUAGCAAAGCGAACCGUCUACGUACCUUUAUGCAAAUAAGAACGAUAGGUACAUCCAUAGACAUGUUCGACGACAUGCCAAAUGAUCUUUUGACAAAGCUAAGGUACUUAAGGGUGUUAACCUUGGUAGGUGCUUAUUUCUACAAGUUACCUGAUUCAAUAGGAGAACUAAAACAUCUGCGCUCUCUAGAAGUGUCUGACACCGAGAUUAUAAGGUUACCUGAAUCCAUCUGCAGUUUGUACAAUUUGCAAACACUCAAGUUAGUUGGAUGUUAUAAUCUUAUUGAACUUCCAAAAGAUAUUCAUAAACUUGUCAACUUGCGCUACUUGGAUAUUAGAGGCACUUGCUUGAAGUCGAUGCCAUUGAAAAUCGGUGAAUUGAAAAACCUUAAAAAGUUGAGUGACUUUUUUGUUGGCGAAGAUCAUGGAUCUUCCAUUAGUGAACUGGGAGAGCUAUGUAAUUUACAUGCAUCUUUGUUCAUUCAUGACAUAGAACAUGUUGUCAAUUAUAAGGAUUCUGAAAAGGCGAAAUUGAAGGAAAAAUAUGGCCUUGAAAAAUUGUCUUUGGAUUGGGGUGGAAGUGGUGAUACCGAUAACUCAUAGCAUGAAAAGACAAUACUGCGCAGCCUCGAACCACACACACUAAUUUGAAUGAGCUUGAUAUCAAUGACUAUCCUGGCACAGAGUUUCCAGAUUGGUUAGGGGACUACUACUUUUGCAACAUGGUGUCCUUAAAGCUUAAAGGAUGUAAAUAUUGCUAAGAAUUGCCUCCACUUGGACAACUUCCGAUGUUG
This is a messenger RNA of Trifolium pratense (red clover), 852 nucleotides long. Its product is annotated as putative disease resistance RPP13-like protein 1. The record is from RefSeq and is a predicted model, not a curated record. The transcript has a single exon. Lineage: Eukaryota; Viridiplantae; Streptophyta; Magnoliopsida; Fabales; Fabaceae. The coding region runs from base 89 to 661 and encodes 190 amino acids.